Molecule: messenger RNA, 3061 nt
Organism: Gymnogyps californianus (California condor)
Lineage: Eukaryota; Metazoa; Chordata; Aves; Accipitriformes; Cathartidae
Gene: SYDE1
Product: synapse defective Rho GTPase homolog 1
Exons: 8
Coding region: 1-2697 (898 amino acids)
Biological process (GO): signal transduction
Source: RefSeq, a predicted model, not a curated record
AUGGCGGAGCCGCUGCUGCGGCGGACCUUCUCCCGCCUGAGGGGCCGCGACCGCCCGCGCGGGAAGAAGUCGGACGCCAAGGACAGAGAGCAUCCACCGCCAAGCCCCGAUUCUCCAGUGGACUCCGAGGCAGCAUCAGUGGAGCCGGUGCCGGCAGCAUCCCGCAAGCAGAACUGGGCCCGUUUCUCCUGUGGCGGCCGUGACGAGAGGCGGCCGCUGCCUCCCAAAGCCUCCCCGGAUCCGGCAGACGCUGGUGAGCCGGACCCUGCCACCAGCAGCCCCCGGCCCAGCAUCGAGCAGCCCAGUGAGGAAGAUGUGGAGCCGGCGGAGGAAGCCGAGGCGGUGAACGGCUCUGGGGAGCUGGGUGGUCUCGGUAGGAGCCCCGGGCACGGCGCCUACCUGCAGAGCUUGGAGCGGAGCAGCCGGCACUGGGUGCUGUCAUCGGUGAAGGGACCAGGGCUAGAUGAGCCGGGCGGUGGAGCCGAGGUGGAUACCGGCGCUGCCGGCAGCGAGGGCGAGAUCUGGUACAACCCCAUCCCCGAAGAUGAGGACCCCCAGCCUGGGAGCUCCUGGAAGACGUGGAGUGGAGGGAGCCACGACGCCGAGAGGGUCCGUGGUGGGGAGUCACCCCCAAAGACGGGUAGGGAAGACCCCCCCCGGGGCAGUUUGGGGACAGCGGAGAGCUCCGGACCCCGCAGCGGCACGGCCCCGGCGCUGCCCACGGCUGGCCGAGGAGAGGAGCCGGGAGCUGGCAGGACCCAGGCUUGCGGGAAGAUGCCGAUCCCAUGCGUGAGCUCGGGGACGGGGCUGACCACCCCCUCUCCCCCCGCCAGCCCCAAGAAGGGGCGUUCGCUCAACAAGGUGAAGUCCCCAGGUACCGUACGUCGCCUCUCCAUGAAGAUGAAGAAGCUGCCGGAGCUACGGAGGAAGCUGAGCCUACGCAGCCCCCGUCCCCGGGGCCAAGAAGGUGGCACCUCGCCCUCCGAAACCCGCAAGGAAUCCAGCAACGUCAUCAGCCGCUACCACCUAGACAGCAGCGUAGCUUCACGGCCGGGGCUGCCGCGAGCCAAAACGGUUGGCAAAGGCGGCUACUUGAGCGAUGGCGACUCCCCGGAGCUGCCAGCUAAAGCUGGGGCGCGUGCCGAACCAGAGGAUGGGGAAAACGGGCUGGAUGUGGGAGCUUUCCGUCCUUACAGCUGCGGGGAGACGCCGCCGCGAUGCGGGCAGCACAUCUCGGGGCUCGUGAGCGUCCACCUCCACGGCGUGCGGGACCUGAAGCCACCACGAGCCGAAGCCCGGGAGGUUUUCUGCGUGUUGCAGGUGGACGCGGCCAACCGGGCUCGCACGGCUUUGCUACCCUGUAAGACAGCGUUCCUCGGCCUCAACCACACCUUCAACCUGGAGCUGGAGGGUGCCCGGCACCUCAAGGUGAUCGUCUUCUCUUGGGAUCCCACCUCCUGCCGCAACCGUCUCUGCUGCCACGGUACCGUAGUCCUGCCCCACAUCUUCAGAGGUUGCCGGGCCCAGCAGCUGGCAGUGCGGCUGCAACCUCGCGGUGUCCUCUACUCCAAAUUCACUUUGGUGGAGCAGUGGGACAGUCCCGGUGAGCGGGAACCCCGCGUCUUCGGCGUGGAGCUGGGCCAGCUGGUGGAGCGGGAGAAGACAGCCACCAAGGUGCCCCUGCUCAUCCAGAAAUGCGUGGCCGAGAUAGAGAAACGAGGGCUGAAGGUGGUGGGGUUGUACCGGCUCUGCGGCUCGGCCGCCGUCAAGAAGGAGCUUCGCGACGCCUUCGAGAGGGACAGCGCGGCCGUGACGCUCUCGGAGCAACUCUACCCCGACAUCAAUGUCAUCACAGGGAUCCUCAAGGAUUACUUGCGGGAGUUGCCCACGCCGCUCAUCACCCCCACGCUCUACCACGUCGUGCUGGAGGCCAUGGCCAAGCGACCCCCCCGGAUCACCCCGGGAGAGCGGGACGCUGUCACCCUGCUCGACUGCCUGCCCGACGUUGAGAAGGCCACGCUGACACGGCUCCUGGACCACCUCAGCCUGGUAGCCUCCUUCCACGACUUCAACCGCAUGAACUCGCAGAACAUCGCCGUCUGCUUCGGGCCCGUCCUGCUCACCCAAAACCAGGAGCCCCGACGCUCCGGCACCAGCAGCAGUACCGGCACCGGUAACCGCGGCUACGCCCACAGCGAGGACAUCGCCAGCGCCGUUGACUUCAAGAGGCACAUCGAGGUGCUGCACUACCUGCUGCAGGCCUGGCCGGCCCCCCGCUCGACCCCAGCCCCCCAACUUUGGGAGGGGGCGCAGCCCAGUUGCCCGCAGCAGCAACGGGGGCCACCGCUGCGACUGGACCUGCUGGAAAGCGCGGUGGUGGCCCGUCACCGUCCCCGAGGACCGGAGAGCCCCCCCAGCAACCGCUACGCCGGUGACUGGAGCAUCUGCGACCACCAAUUCUUACUGGUACCCGGCACAGCCGGCGACGCCGACUACGACGAGGUGGCAGCCGGUGACGGUGAGACCGGGGUGCCGGCGCGGCAGUCCUCACACCGGCGGACCCUCUUCAUGGCUGAUUUUGCCCUGGGUGAGGAGCCCGAGGCGCCCUUCGGCCCUCGCCUCAACCUGAAGGACUUUGACGCGCUCAUCCUCGACCUCGAGCGGGAGCUCGCCAAGCAGAUCAACGUCUGCCUGUGAGACCGGUGCCAACGCUGGUUGCCGACGCCAGUGCCAGCACCGGUGCCGAUACAGGUGCCGAUGUCAACACCAGCGACGAUGCCAACACCGCUGACGAUGCCGACACCGGUGCCGAUGCUGACGCCAGUACUGACGCCAGUACCGAUGCCAGUACCAGUACGGAUCUCGAUACCGGUGCUGAUGCCAACACCGGUGCCGAUGCCAACACCGGUGCCGAUACCGCCGCCGGUGCGAGAGCGACCAAAAAGCAGCACUUGCCUCUAGUUGCCUUCGAUUUGCACAGCGCCGAGCAGGAGGGACCCCGGACGGCGAGGGUGAUGCUGCCUUCGGUGAGGUGGGGGCCCCCCUCCCCAAAACAGCCCCA